CCGUCGGGCCCGGGUGCAGAGCGGAGCGCGCGGCUCGGCGCCCCCGGCGGCCCGGCCGCGGUGCAGGGACGCGCGGGGCCAGCGAGGGGAGCUGCAGGGUAACUUUUCCAGGGAAAGCGGCCGGUCGUCCCCACCAGAAGCCUCCCUGCCUUUUGUUUGUUUUCCUGCCGGAGGCUGGAGAGCGGCCGGGUCCCUGUUGCUCACCAUGCGCCGCGCGGCCCGAGCCCCUCGCCGGCGCCCCCGGGCGGCCCUGCGCGGACCCCUCGGCCGGUCCUAGCGGGGAUCGCCCGGUGCCCGCGCCCGCUCCCGGGCCGCCCGCUCUCCGAGGAGCCGCGCUCACCGCAGGAGCGGGCCCCCGCCUGUGCUCGCGGAGCCGGCAGGACUCAUCUUUGAAAAUAUGUAUUUGGGAGAUAGUCACGUUCUUUUGAAGACCUCUUGCUGCUGCUGCUGUUGCUGCUGCCAUCGAAAAAUCUGGUUACACUCCGGGGAGGCCUGCUGCGGCUGCAGGACUGGUCCACCUCUGGCCUGA
Camelus dromedarius (Arabian camel) is the source of this 529-nucleotide messenger RNA. RefSeq lists its product as uncharacterized. The record is from RefSeq and is a predicted model, not a curated record. Bases 398 to 529 code for a protein of 43 amino acids. Lineage: Eukaryota; Metazoa; Chordata; Mammalia; Artiodactyla; Camelidae. The transcript has 2 exons.